GGCCUCAGGAAAUGUCCACCCCGGAAGCUGCGGGUCAGAGCAGCAACUUGGCCCUGCCGAAGUAAACAGACGCCGCCUCUAGACCGACGUCCCUCUCCGCGGCAGCGGGGCAAGAGAGAGAAAAGGGCCGCUGCUGCCGCUCCUCGGGGGUGACCUCCCAGGCGCCGCCAUCAUGGGGAAGUCGUUCGCCAACUUCAUGUGCAAGAAGGACUUCCACCCCGCCUCCAAAUCCAACAUCAAAAAGGUAUGGAUGGCGGAACAGAAAAUAUCUUAUGACAAGAAAAAACAAGAAGAGUUAAUGCAACAGUAUCUUAAAGAGCAGGAAUCUUAUGAUAACAGAUUGCUUAUGGGUGAUGAGCGUGUGAAGAAUGGCCUAAAUUUUAUGUAUGAAGCUCCACCUGGAGCAAAGAAAGGCUUUGCUGAUAAACUAGAGACCAAAGAGCAAGAGGGAGAGACAGAAUACAAAUUUGAAUGGCAGAAGGUCGCUCCACGUGAAAAAUAUGCUAAGGAUGACAUGAACAUUAGAGAUCAACCAUUUGGAAUUCAGGUGCGGAAUGUGAGGUGUAUUAAGUGUCACAAAUGGGGGCAUGUAAACACAGACCGUGAAUGCCCUUUGUUUGGCCUGUCUGGAAUUAAUGCGAGCUCUGUUUCCAACGAUGGAUCAGGGCCAUCAAUGCACCCCUCGGAGCUAAUAGCGGAGAUGAGAAACAGUGGGUUUGCACUGAAACAAAAUGUACUGGGGAGAAACUUGACCGCAAAUGAUCCAUCGCAGGAAUUUGUUGCUAGUGAAGGAGAAGAUGACCCAGAAGUGGAAUUCUUAAAAUCCUUGACAACUAAGCAAAAACAAAAACUUCUGAGGAAACUGGAUCGCCUAGAGAAAAAGAAGAAGAAGAAAGAUAGAAAGAAGAAAAAGCAGCAGAAGAGAAAAAGCAAAAGUAAACACAGGAAACAUAAGAGCAGAUCCUCUUCCACAUCCUCCAGUGAGUCUUCAGUAAGCAGCAGUGAUAGUGAGACUGACAGCCAAGAUAAAGCAGCACAAAAGAAGAUGGAUUCUAAGGAAAGAAGAAAAGCCAAGUUUUCAGAGGCUAGCAGCAGUGAUUUUGAAGGGAAGGCAAAGACUAAGGGAAAACUUUAUGAAGAGCCCUCCAGCAGUCAUGGUAACAAGGACAAAGAUAGGGAGAAGUGUAGACUUUUAAAGCAAGAUAGUUCUGGGAAGAACAACAAAUGGAGCUCCUGUGAGAGCAAAAGAAAGCCCACAAGCAGGAACGAUAACAUAGACAAGAGAAGAGAAUCUGAAAGAUAUGGGAGCACAAGCAGAAGCCAAAGCAAGGAGGAGAGGAGCGAGAGAGGCUCUAACACAAGGCACAGGAGUUACAGCCCCAGUGAGGAGAAGCACAGGAAAAACGAAACUAAAAGCUACAGCUCAGAUGUCUCCAGAGAGCAACAGAAACGCAGAGAAAGCUACAGAGACAAGUACAGUAAAAGAGAGCAGAGAGAGAGAAGCAGAAGCAGAGAGAGGAAAAAAAUAGAUAAUGUGGGUGGCAGAUGCACAUUUUUGUCUCUUUCUGGUUGAACACCUUUAGUAAGGGCUGUUCCUGGCACACUCUUCUCUUUCAAAUAAGUUGGUUGUUUUCAGCAAAACGUUAGUCUCCUAUUUCAGAUAACUCUGUACAUUCUGUAUCGCGUAAACAAAUAUAUUUUAAAUGUGAACAACAUAUUGCAUUGUUGAUAAAUGUGUCUUUUAUUUGUGUACCAAGCCAUGUGCUUAUAUUUUGUGGCAUAAGUUCUUUGGUGAAUCAAAUGUUGCUUUGUUUUAGAAAUUCAUGUAGAAACAUACUUGGUGUGUCCCAGUAAAACAAAAGCUUCACUAGUCAA
Hemicordylus capensis (graceful crag lizard) is the source of this 1875-nucleotide messenger RNA. It is a transcript of the gene CIRSR, whose product is annotated as corepressor interacting with RBPJ, CIR1. The record is from RefSeq and is a predicted model, not a curated record. Gene Ontology annotation, biological process: negative regulation of DNA-templated transcription. The transcript has 10 exons. The coding region runs from base 173 to 1573 and encodes 466 amino acids. Gene Ontology annotation, cellular component: nucleus. Gene Ontology annotation, molecular function: transcription corepressor activity. Lineage: Eukaryota; Metazoa; Chordata; Lepidosauria; Squamata; Cordylidae.